Molecule: messenger RNA, 1264 nt
Organism: Prorocentrum cordatum
Lineage: Eukaryota; Dinophyceae; Prorocentrales; Prorocentraceae
Source: the annotation of a GenBank genome assembly
GCGCGCCGCGGGCCGCCCCCCCCCCGGGGCAGCGCCGGCCCGGCCGCCGGCCCCCGCCGCGCGCUGCUCGCAGGUCCAGGCCUCCUCGAUGGGCAGGGGGGGAGGGCGCGGGCGCGAUGGCCGCGGGGCUGAGCUCCCUGGAGGCGCUCAAGCAGAAGCUUGCCGAGGACCAGGCGCGCCUGGCCGCCGGGGGCGGCACGAGGCUCCGCCGGCCCGCCGCGCCGAGCCCGCGGCCGCCGGAGGGCGUCCGCGGCGCCGCCUCGCCGUCCCUCGCGCAGCCGGCGCCGCACGGCGUUCCCCGGGGUCGGCGGCCUCCGCAGGCAGCCCCUGCGCCUCGGCGGCGGGCGGCGCGAGCCGCGCGGUGUCGCACCUGCGCGCCGCCUCCGCGGUGGGGUCGGAGGACGGCCGCUGCAGCGCCGCGGACGCGGACCGGGAGGCCUCCGCCAUCGCCCGCAGGGCCGUGGAGGCCGCGGUGGACACCUGGCCCGACGGGGCCGGCAGGUGGUCGGGCAGCGGGGCGCGGAGCACUACGCCCAGGGCCCAGCAGCCUCGGUGCUGGCCAGCGGAGGCCGCGCCAGAGGCGGCGGUGCAGGUGUCGCGCCGCCCGUCGCUCCUGCUCGCGCAGGCACAGGUCACACCGUCGGCGCCGUCCUCGCCACCCGCGGCGCAGAGGCCGCAGCCUGGAAGGCAGGCCCGCCCCGCCGCCGCGGAGCAGCCCGCGCCACCUGGCCCCGAAGGCGGCGGCGUGGACUUCGAGAGCGACCCGAUCAACUUCACGCACAUCCUCCGGUUCAUGCGGGACGGCGAGGCCUGGCAGCCCCCGGACGACAACAAGGCUCGCGCGGCCCUGAAGAAGGAGGCCGUGUACUUUGGGUGCACUGGCAUUCUCAACCGGCUGGACAGAGACGAGGUGGAGAGAGCCGGCAUCGCCAUCGCCUGACGCCAUCGACCGCAGUGAACCCCACCCCCCCCCCAGAAAUCGUGGGGGGUAGGGGUAGGGUUCGCAUGUGGCCCCCUAUCUGUAGGCUGGAGCGGCCGCCCGUGGCCUCGGAGGAGCUGCCGAAGGGCUUCCUGCGAGGGCGGGCGGAGGGCCUUCCCGGGAGGCCCCGCCGCCUGCCGGGAAAGGCCCGUCCCCUUCGCUGCCGCGCCCCCCUCGGGCGCGCCGCCGCUUCGCACGGGUCCUGGUCGCCGAGGAGGGGUUCGGGGGCGAGUCGCCCCCCCUGCGAAGCUCCUCAAUUCCUCCUCCGCCCUCUCUCUCUCUCUC